This is a messenger RNA of Aedes albopictus (Asian tiger mosquito), 6814 nucleotides long. RefSeq names its product protein Asterix. The coding region runs from base 153 to 482 and encodes 109 amino acids. Gene Ontology annotation, molecular function: protein folding chaperone. Gene Ontology annotation, cellular component: endoplasmic reticulum membrane. Lineage: Eukaryota; Metazoa; Arthropoda; Insecta; Diptera; Culicidae. The transcript has 4 exons. The record is from RefSeq and is a predicted model, not a curated record. Gene Ontology annotation, biological process: protein insertion into ER membrane.
CUUAUUCGAACAUUCGAACUAGAAACCGAACCCUUGCAUUUGACAGAACAACUCACAUGAUUUCUGUCAGUUCGCGCACUAAUAAUAAAAUCGGAGUCAGCUCCAAUCUUGGUAGAAGUAAUUUAACAAAUUAAGCUAGAAAUAAGCACAAAAUGACCGCCACCGUGGAUCCACGUCGACCGGACAAAAUCAAUCGCUACAAACCAAUCGACAGUGCCAGCCAGGGAGCCGGUGUUGGCGAUGAUCUCAUGCCCGACUACAUGAAUAUCCUCGGUAUGAUAUUCUCCAUGUGCGGUCUGAUGAUGAAGCUCAAGUGGUGCGCCUGGCUGGCCCUGUACUGUUCCUGCAUUAGCUUUGCCAAUUCCCGGGUCAGCGACGACGCCAAACAGGUCCUGUCCUCGUUCAUGCUGAGCGUGAGCGCCGUGGUCAUGUCCUACCUGCAGAACCCCACACCGAUGACGCCGCCCUGGCAGUCGGUUUGAUUUCGAUUCCGGUACCACUAAAUAUGUCAACGUGUUGCAUCAAUUCAGAGAACCAUUCCCAUGAUGUUGCAGCCCUGGGCGCAUUCCGACGCACAAUUUCUUCUAAGAAAAAGUUUUUUGCUGGUGUCGUGACCAAUAAAAAAGGCUGUUUUUUUUGUAAAAUUGAUUUUUAAAUUGCAUAUGUUAGAGAUUUACCCUGGCCAUGUUCGCAGGGGUUGACGGUAUUAAAGUGAAGGAGUUUCAUUUUGAUUAUUGUAAUGUAGUGUUCUUUAGUGAAACAUAUCACCUUUUUAACACUUUAAUGCGCCUCCAACGGUUCAUCACGAACCGGCUGCUGCAGAUGGAGUAUUUAUGGCUGAUCAUAUGCAUCAGACAUGCUCGAUAAACAGGAGGAACCGCCGGGGCUCAGUAGAGUCUAUUCCCAAGCAAUAGUUCCAAGUCAGUUGGAUUUGAGAAGGUUUUGAUGAUCGUUACAAAUCCUAAUAAAAGUAUUAUAGGAUUUGUGACAGGUUUUGGAACCAUUUACAGCCACCUGACUUCAAAAUGUUGUUUGGGCUCUAUUUCCCACGUUUCUCGGUUGAUUUUUAUUACAUAGUAAUUUAUUAAUGUCAUAGUCGCUUUUUCGAAUUUUUACAAUGUUAGUUGGUCAUAUUUUCUUUAAAUAAAGCAAUAAAAAUCGACCGAAGAAUCAAUAGUGGGAAGGAGAUUUGCAGCACUUAAUUGUGCUGAUAGAUUCAAAGCUAACGUGCGAACACUUAAACGCAUUGUUGACGUCAAUGCGUUCGACGUGACAUUUUGGGCAAAAACUGACUGCUUUAUAUUAACUGAACAACGUUACUUGUGUAUGACUAGGUUGACAUUUCUAGGCUACGCUUGAGAAAAUGACAUGGUUCAUCUAGGUAGGACCGAUAGGACAAUUGAACGAAUUUGAAUAUUUUUAAUAGUAUUUGUAGCAGGAUGAAAGUUGACAUGAAAUCUUUAUUAUUUUAAAAUUUUAUUGCAAUCAACUGACCAACUUGGCGUAUUUUUGAUUAUCUUUUAGAUGUUCAGAAGUUCAGUUACAUGUUUCUGUGGAUUUUGGACCGAUGACAAUUUAAGGACACAAGAGAUGAACACAAGUAGAAAACGAUUAGCCAAAUCAAGAAAACAAUUUGACACAGGAUCGACUAUAUUUUAACAUACAGGGUUUGAUUGAUUCGAUGAAAAAAAAAACAACAUACGACAACUGACUUAACGAGGAGAAAAACAUAUUUAACCAUACCACUGUACCGAUGGGAACAACUAUACCUGAAUCAAGAGUCACUUUGGUUAUCUGACAGAUCUAUACAUCGCGGGCGGUUUAUGCGUGCGUGCGAAUAAGGGCAUUCAAAGAGCGGCAGUUUACGGUUAGACAGGAACGGGAACGCAUCGGUACAAUGGCGACGACGCUGAAAAUUGGUGAGUAAAGUGAAAACGGCCGAAAACCUCGAAAUAAUGUGGAACUGUGAUACGAACUGGAGAAAAGUGAAAACAUGAGAACAAUUAGAUCAACGUUCCCAUUCUUCUGGGCGAUUGAAAACCAUUUUUAAGCGAAAAAAAAAAUGGAUUCGACAAUUUCGUUAACCGCAUACGAGAACAAGCCAACAGAUGUGAAUUCGCUGACGUCAGCGAUGCUACGAUCGAUCAAAUAAUCGAAGGCUGUCUCUCCCAAGACUUCCGCAAGAAAUUGCUGUCGGAGGACAAAUCUUUCGAGGAAAUACUGCAGCUGGGAAAAGCAAUGGAAGACCUGCAAACUCAGUGUAAGGCGUAUGUGAAAGAUGUUCGUCCAUCAGAAUUCGUACAACGAGUACAGCCGUCCUCGCAGCCAUCAAACAAGUCAGCAGUGAGAUGUUUUAGAUGCAACCGUUUGGGUCACAUUGCGCGCGACAAGAACAAAUGCUCAGCAUCUGGUGUGAAAUGCCAUACAUGUGGCGAGCUUGACCACUUCAAAAUUUGCUGUCCGAAAAAACGCAAAUGGGAUGGAAGUGACAACUCGGGACCUGCUAAGAAACAAAAGGUGGCGUUCAGGAGAGGAUUAUACUGCGUCAACGCUGGAGAUAAAAGCGAUACCUUGGCUUUCGAAGUUGGUGGCAUAAAAAUACAGAUGUUAGUUGAUUCCGGUUCACCGCCUAAUAUCAUCACACAGAAGACUUACGGAGAGCUGAAACGAGCAGGAGCAGAUAUCAUCAACGAGCGCGAAGCAUUGGAAGAGAGCAAGCAAUACCAAGGAUACGGAUCAUCAGACACCAUCCACUUCAGUAAGGCUUUCGAAACCGAAAUAAAAAUACCAGGUGAAGAAAAUGGAGUCUGGAGUUACGUUCUGGUUUCUCCUAAUGGGCAAACCAAUUUACUAUCCAAAUCGACGGCUUUUGCUCUCGGAGUACUGAGAAUCGGCUAUGACGUUGGAAGCGAAGUCAAUACCAUUACUGGCGCUGAACAAAACCCUAAAUCGCCUUUCCCAAAAGUGCCAGGAAUUCAGUUGAAAAUACACAUUGAUCCAUCCGUCACUCCUGUAUGUCAGCCAAUACGACGUUUACCUAUCGCUAUGGAAGCAGAAGUUGAACAACAGAUACAAGAGUUACUGGCACAAAAGAUCAUAGAGAAGGUUGAACAUCCCACAAGCUGGGUAUCUCCACUAGUUCCUGUCCGGAAAAGCGAUGCGAAACUCCGCCUGUGCGUCGACCUUCGAGCAGCGAAUAAGGCAGUACUAACCGAGAAAUAUCCGAUGCCCAACAUAGAAGAAGCUUUAUCGUCUAUCCACAAAGCUGAAAUGCUGUCAACGCUUGAUUUGGAGUCCGCAUUUUACCAUCUUGAGCUUGAAACAGAAAGCCGUGAUAUAACUACAUUUGUUUCGAGAAGUGGACUGUAUCGUUUCACACGACUCGUUUUUGGAAUAAAAAGCGCUCCGGAGCUAUUCCAAAAGACAAUAGCAAACCUUAUUGGCGGGAUCAAAGGGGUCAUAAUAUACCUCGAUGAUAUAUUGAUCUUUGCUGAUUCAGUCGAAGAACACGAUCGCAUUCUUGCAUUGGUAAUGGAACGGCUGAAAACCUUCAACCUAAAGGUAAACGAAAAGAAGUCCGUAUUGAGAGCAUCAAGCGUUGAAUUUCUUGGGUUCAAGGUUUCGAAGAAGGGAGUAAGUCUCACUGAAACGAAGAUUAAGGCAUUUCUGGACAUGCGCGCUCCACAAACAACUAGUGAGCUGCGUUCACUUCUGGGUACUGCACAGUUCUUUGGAAAGUUCAUUGAGAACCUUUCAAUGCGUACCCAUCACAUGAGGCAACUACUGCAUAAGGGAACCGCGUUUUGUUGGAAGCCAUGCCAUCAAAAGGAACUUGACGAUCUGAAAACGUUAGUAGGGAAACAUUAGACUAAGGAGUGUAUCGUAAAGUAGUUGAAAAUGUUUACAAUACUUUCAAAAAUAGUUUAAUAUAACUUUUAAGUAAUUUUAUUUUUGGAGAUACUGAACAAAUCCUUGAAAAAAGAAAUGGCUUUUAUGAUUUUCUAAAAAUGUUCUUUUAACUGGGUUUUUAACCUAGAUUACUGAACGUAUGUUUUUAAAUUUUUGCACACCUUCUAAAAAAUUGAAAUUGCGAAAAAAGUUCGAUAAUGUUCGAAAAUUGUUAACUUUUUUGUGCAAAUAUAAUAAGCUCCAGAAUCCUCAUGAUAUAGGCAAAUUAUUUUAUUCAAGAAAAAUCUCCACUGCAUUUAAGCGCAAUUCUUAAAAAUGAAAAAAGGCCAUUUUUGAGGAACCCCUUUUUUCCAUGCUCCUCCAAACCAUGUUUACGCAAAUAAAAAAUACAUAAAAUGAAAAAUUCGCAUGUUUUUAAAUAGGGUAUGUUUUUAAAUUUAUGGACGAGUAAGUUAGAGCAAAAAAUAUAAUUUUAUAACCUUUUAAGAUAUUAAAAGCAGAACUUCAAAGUUUGACCAAAAAAUAGGCGUUUUUUGGAGUGGACCAUUUUGUAGAUAUAGGAGAUUUUUCUAUCGAAAAUAUGAAUUUUGGAAGUCGGUGUUGAAUGAUAUGUUAUGUGUACAUAACUGUUAACAAGCAUCAAUAUUUUCCAGAUUUUUUAUCGUACAAAUUUUGUUCGCUACAGAUUAUUGAAAUGUUGAAAAAUCCUAGCAAAAUUGCAUUUUGUGCAGAUUUUUAUUUUGUGAGGUUUAUUCAUUUAACCAUAUUUUCAAUUAUACUAAACAUUUUCCAAAUUUUUCCAAGCUGUUCUAAACUUAACUAUAUUGUGAAGAUUUCAUAGAAGAACCGAAAUGAUAAGACCAACCCAGCUUCGAGAUAGAGCAUCCUGAACAUUUUCAACUACUUUCCGAUACACUCCUUAACACACAUAGAAUAACUCGUUUCGUUUCUUACAGGUCGAUAGCAGAUCAAAGGACGCUCAAGUAUUACGAUCCUCGUGAUAAAACGUAUUUGAUAACCGAUGCCGGUCCGAGCGGCCUGGGCGCAGUUUUAGCACAAGCAGAAAAUGAUGAAAUUCGUCCGGUUGUGUGUAUUUCUCGAAGCCUCACACCUUGUGAAACCAAAUACUGUCAAACCGAGAAAGAGUGUCUCGGAAUUAUCUGGGCUAUUGUAAAAUUGUAUAUCUAUCUCUACGGAACACGUUUCACCCUCAUUACGGAUUGUAAGCCGCUUGUGUAUUUGCUUGACCGCGUCCGUUCGAGACCAUCUGCUCGAAUGGAGAGAUGGAUAUUACGUCUCCAGAAUUUUGAUUUCGAUACACGUUAUGAACCGGGCGACAAAAACGUUGCCGAUGCUUUCUCAAGGCUUUGUUCACCCCAGCCCCAUGGUGCUCACGAAACAGAUGUUGUGAGCUGGAUAACACCUUACAUGCAGCCAUGUAGAAUCAGCAAAACUGAACUGGAACGAGCCAGUGCAGAGGAUACGAUUUUGAACAAAAUCCGUGAAGCUUUGACAACAGGGGAUUGGACGGACGUUCCAGCUCAGUUCAAAACACUUGGAAUCAAAGAGGAACUGUCCCAGUACGGUGAGUUGAUUCUACGUGGAGACCGAAUCGUCAUUCCUGCGGCUCUUCAACGAAGAGUCACAGAGAUAGCGCAUCUUGGUCAUCAAGGAUCGACAGCGAUGAAAGCACAUUUAAGAUCGAGAUUGUGGUUUCCAGGUAAGAGUUAAAAGGAUGUGUUUGCCAAUAAUUACCUCUAUAAAUGUUGAUUACGUUUCAGGGCUAGAUGACCUCGUAGAAAAGACCUUGAAAGCGUGUAAGGAAUGCACGAUGAUGGCGAAACCUGAUCCACCGUGCCCAAUGGCAAGAAGACUACCGACUCUCCCGUGGCAGGAUGUUGCAAUGGAUUUCAUCGAAGGACUGCCCCAGGAUUACUCAUUGCUCGUAGUAGUUUGCUACACAACUCGAUACACAAUGGUAGAACCAAUGAAGCAUCCAACUUCGUCGAUGGUGGUGAUGGCACUGCUGAAAAUGUUCAGCAAAUUUGGCAUCCCUCAAUCGAUAACAACUGAUAAUGGCCCUCAGUUCCGUGCCGCAGAACUCGCAAAGUUUUGCAACUCCUACAAUAUACAUCUGAACCUAACAACUCCGUACUGGCCGGAACGCAACGGUGCUGUCGAAAGACAAAACCGUAAUUUGAAAAAGAGGAUUAAAAUCAGUGUGGCACAGGAGACCGAUUGGAAGCGGGAUCUCUACGAAUAUCUCUUGUUCUAUCAUUCGACCCCUCAGGAAACUACCGGCCUGUCUCCAGCAAAAAUGAUGUUUAACCGAGAGCUGAUUAGCUAUCUACCGACGAUUCAGGAUCCGAAGAGAGUAUUCUUUGAAGGAGCAGAAGAACGUGAUGCGUUGACCAAGGAACGUAAAAAGCAAUAUGCCAAUACAAACAGACAUGCCAAAGAAAACGAUCUUGUGGCUGGUGACACCGUGUUAAUGCGUAAUUUGAAACUAGGAUCAACCCAACCAAACUUCCGACCAGAAGAGUUUGAAGUAAUCGAUGCGAACGGUAGUGAACUUGAGGUCAGGUCUAGAGAAACCGGAAAGGAGUACAAGAGAAACCGAACUCAUUUGAAGAAACUAUCCUCUCACGACUCCAGCGACGUUGAUAUACAAUCAGGUCUACAACCACUUCCAUUGGACGUUGUCGACGACUGCCGGGAACCUAUCAGUAACGGGUCUCAUUGCGAACAAGAGCAGACGAGCUUCGAAGUGGUACAGCAAGAAGAGGAUAGUCGCCCCCGAAGGAAAAGAAACGCUCCAGGAAGAUACAGAGAUUUUCACGUGUAUCAGUAAUCGCUGAACAUUUUAAAGACAAGAUAUUCACUAAUAAAUAAGAAUUAAAUGAAA